Molecule: messenger RNA, 2484 nt
Organism: Paramormyrops kingsleyae
Lineage: Eukaryota; Metazoa; Chordata; Actinopteri; Osteoglossiformes; Mormyridae
Gene: armc7
Product: armadillo repeat containing 7
Molecular function (GO): protein binding
Source: RefSeq, a predicted model, not a curated record
GCUCAUUUCCAUUUAACACCCGCCAUUUCUUUUUAGCUUAAACUAAAACAAAUGUCGCAAUAAGUAAGACAUAUAUUAAUGUUAACAUUUAUGCCGUAUGUUUUAAUAGCUAAUAGGUUAGUAUGUUGUAAAAAAGGAUAACAUGAAGUCUGUAAAGCAAUGCAAUAAUUCACGUAAUACUUUUAUAGAGCUGAUGACUUUAUAUAAUCUUAGAUAAAUUUGUAUAAUACAUUUCCGCAAUUAGACGUAACGGUGAUAAAAUAAUUUAACAAAGUAGAAGAUAUUGCUUAAAGUUUUAUUUAAUUCUGAAAAUAUAAAAAUUAACACGAUAAUUCUGAAUAUGACCGGGGAGUGUGUAAAAGGAAAUCAGUAAGAGCUGAGUAAAACCGGAUCCUGAAUGUAUUUCAUUUUGUCGCAGUAGGGACGAGUUUCCAAGACGGACCGAUUGAGCAAAAAACUUCAGCGGCAGGUUCUGUUGGUGCCGUGCGGUUCGGUUCGGCUCUUUUAGAGGCAAUUCAGCAGAGUUAAUGGUAACAUAGAAUGACCACAAGCUGCCUUCCUGUGUGACAGGCUAAAUCCAGUCCGGAAAAUGUCGCGACGGCGCCGUUUCUCGGCGUCGGAUCGCUCUGAAUACUUACAGGCGCUGGUCACCGAGUUCCAGGACACCGAUAGUGAAGAAGCCAGAGAACAGGUUCUAGCGAACCUGGCCAAUUUCUCAUAUGAUCCAAGGAAUGUGGAGGAUCUCAAGAGGCUGCAAGUGACCGAACUUUUUCUGGACAUGUUGACGGAGGAGAGCGACAACCUGGUGGAGUUUGGCAUUGGAGGCUUGUGCAACCUCAGUGCGGACCGCGACUGUUGUGACCAGAUCGUGCAGAGCGGGGGCGUGGAGCUGGUGACGGGCUGCCUGUCUAGUCGGCGUGAAGAGACUGUGCUGUCGGCCAUUGGCACGCUGAUGAACCUGGCUGUCACCGAUACGCGCCCACUCGCCUCCUGCGACGCGGUGCUGCAGUGCAUGCUGCGCUUCUCGCUUUCCCGGAGCCCUCGAUUGCGAAAUUUGGCCAUCGUCUUCCUGAUGGACUGCUGCACUCAAGAGCAGGUGGAACAGGCGAAGCAGCAGCUGCAGGGCCACACCCAGACCGCGCUGGGGAUCCCAUUACCCGAGGCGUCAGACAGCGGAUCGUGAUCGCUUCCGAUUAGAUCGAAGCGUCGACGGUGCCCCUUCUCCCCUUAACUCUAUGCAUUGGCUAACAGUUGGAUAUACAGACCUAUCAGGAUGGAAUGUGGGGGAAAAACUGCAGGACCAAUAGAGGAUUUGAUGAAACAAUGACAUUUGUAUGCGUUGAAAAACAAGGACAGACUGACAGAAGUGAAACCCUCUUAGAAAAAUGUAUCGGCGACGUACCGAUUUAAAACACAAUCGAUGUCAGCAUUGUCAUUUCUCUACUUAUAAUGAAUAUAGUCAAUGUGGUGUCAAUUAGUAAAAUGUAAUAACAUAACUGCAAUAUCUGAGCCCCAAGAAAUGUCCAGUGUGUUUGUUUACUCAGGUGAGCCAUUGAAUGGCUGCUACACCAUCCGGAUGUGCCACUAGGGGGAGCCCGUUCCUCUGGUCUCUGGCCACUGUAGCGCAUUGGAAUGGUAUCUGGGAAUGGACAGUCCUCGUAAAGUUUAUUGUUGUUGUCGUUGUUAGCAGCAUUAAAUUUGUGGUUUGGUUGUCAGGGUCCGAUGAUAUGUGGUGCUACAGUAUGUAAUAGUAACAUGUUAUUACGAACAGAGACCCUAAAUCAACAGAGCGUGCUCCACUCAGUCAGUGGAUACUUGCCAGUCAUAUCUGCCACUGAUGCCAAUAGACAUGAAUCAGGUCUAUAAAUCGUAUUUAAAAAAGUAUCACAGAAUUGUAUAUUUUCUCAGCCCUUUAAAAAUCCAAAUUGACUUACAUUCUUGUAAGUGAUGGACCUACUGGGGCAUAUACAGAAAUGUCCGGUGCUGUGAUUUGGACCCUUGCACAAAGAAUCAUAGUCCUUACAGCACUGCCGCUCCAAUGGUCUGCCAGGCUACCUGGGGCUGCAUUUCUUGCUCCACACCCCAGUCCCUCCCAGAUCUGGCCCAGCUGGGGUGGGACAUUUCCCAGUAGCCAUGUGCGCAGGUUGGGGAAAUUACAGCAAGGAGCUGGGCCCAUGAAGCAAGUUGUCACUGGUACCAGUGGUCAGUGACUGUGUUCUCAUGGUAAAAGCAGACAAACGCUGGACUGAAUAGCCCUGCUGUUAGGGUCAGCGUGGCUCCCCGGCGUCGCCCCUCCUGCUGGAGCAGCAUCUCCCUAGUUAAACCUUUUUUAUUGUCCCACUGCCGAUUUCAGCAAAGCAAGCAGAAGCAGAGAAAUGGUGAAAACCAGAACUCCCUGUGACCCCGAAGGAAUGGCUAUUCUGUAUCUAUUACAAGAUCACAGCCUAUUCAAGAGCUAAAUAAAGAGUGUAUAUAUAAAAACCA